GACACAUAGUGAGCAUGGGAACGCAGACACAUAGUGAGUAUGGGAACGCAGACACAUAGUGAGCAUGGGAACCAGACACAUAGUGAGCAUGGGAACCAGACACAUAGUGAGCAUGGGAACCAGACACAUAGUGAGCAUGGGAAUGCAGACACAUAUGCAAACAUGGGAACCAGACACAUAGUGAGCAUGGGAACCAGACACAUAGUGAGCAUGGGAACCAGACACAUAGUGAGCAUGGGAACGCAGACACAUAGUGAGCAUGGGAACGCAGACACAUAGUGAGCAUGGGAACCAGACACAUAGUGAGCAUGGGAACCAGACACAUAGUGAGCAUGGGAACCAGACACAUAGUGAGCAUGGGAACCAGACACAUAUGCAAACAUGGGAACGCAGACACAUAGUGAGCAUGGGAACGCAGACACAUAGUGAGCAUGGGAACCAGACACAUAGUGAGCAUGGGAACCAGACACAUAGUGAGCAUGGGAACGCAGACACAUAUGCAAACAUGGGAACGCAGACACAUAGUGAGCAUGGGAACUAGACACAUAGUGAGCAUGGGAACCAGACACAUAGUGAGCAUGGGAACCAGACACAUAGUGAGCAUGGGAACCAGACACAUAGUGAGCAUGGGAACGCAGACACAUAGUGAGCAUGGGAACCAGACACAUAGUGAGCAUGGGAACCAGACACAUAGUGAGCAUGGGAACGCAGACACAUAGUGAGCAUGGGAACCAGACACAUAGUGAGCAUGGGAACCAGACACAUAGUGAGCAUGGGAACGCAGACACAUAGUGAGCAUGGGAACCAGACACAUAGUGAGCAUGGGAACCAGACACAUAGUGAGCAUGGGAACCAGACACAUAGUGAGCAUGGGAACCAGACACAUAGUGAGCAUGGGAACGCAGACACAUAUGCAAACAUGGGAACCAGACACAUAGUGAGCAUGGGAACCAGACACAUAGUGAGCAUGGGAACCAGACACAUAGUGAGCAUGGGAACCAGACACAUAGUGAGCAUGGGAACGCAGACACAUAGUGAGCAUGGGAACCAGACACAUAGUGAGCAUGGGAACGCAGACACAUAGUGAGCAUGGGAACCAGACACAUAGUGAGCAUUGCUGGUGAUGAGCUGGAGAGUGUGCAGGUCGUCUGUGGGAAGGGCAUAGGAAUGACAAACUUGGAGACAUAGAAUCCUCCCUAUUUAUGAGAUCUUGCUUGAACUGGGAAGCUCAGCAGGGGUUAAUCAGGUGUAAAGAGGAGUGCCCUGUGAUCGAGAGGUGUGGUGGCAGGCACGUGUGGAAACAAGCAGGAGGUAUGUGUGUUUGGGGAACUGAAGUUAGUCCAGUGAGUCUGGAAUCUGUAUUUGAGGGUAGGAAUGAAUGGGACAUCCUGGCCAUAGACAUCUGCUGAGUAGAGUGGGCAUAUGCCUCCCACCCCUUGCAGGCUGGGAGGCUUGAGACUAAAGAAGGGUGUUGCUGAGUAUUGCUAAGAUACUAGGCCAGCCUGCAUAGACUGCAGUAUGUUCAGCCUGACUAGAAGGUGGAUUAGUAACGUUCAGACAUAGCUUAUGUAGUGUACGAGUGGUAUUGACAGCUCCCAGGCCCUAGGAUGCUGCGGGUAAGAGUUUGAGGAAGCACACAUGAGUUUCCUCAAGAGAGGCACACUCAGUUUGCACAGCAGACGUACAUUCUGGCUGCAGGACUGCAGAACGAAGUCUGCGAGAAGCAGCAGAUGCAGGGUAGCCCACACAGCCUUCUGAGGCAGCUGAGGAACUGAGACAUGGGAUAGAGAGAAGUGAGCAGAGUUUAGGUAGAUCUAGAAAGUAGAUUUGCCAAACCUUUCUUAGAUGUGAAGAGAGUGAGAGAAGUGUAAAGCAAACAAAACAAAACAGAAAAGAAAAAAACCCUUGAUGCUUUUCUUCAAGGUGUGUUGUAAGCGAGUGAGCGAGUGUGUUGUGUUGUCAGGUAAGUGAGUGGGGACCCUUGGGACAAUGGUUUUAUGGUGGGCACUGAGGAAGUCUCCCUAGGCUGCUUACUACUCUUCCGAAGCCAGGGCUUAGUGAGAAGGAAGUUAGUUCUGUUCCAGGGCUGAGAAGAUGGAGGAACCCCCAAGGCUCCAUUUAGGGAGCAGGACUCAAACUGUUUCUAUGGUGAGAGAUAUCUGCUACAGUGAGGCCAUGGGUGGGAAGGCCAUGCUGAGUGGGAUUCUGUUGUCUAGAGUGUCUCCUGUUUUGUUUUGUUUUUUUUUUUUCCUCAGGCCAGAACAAUUUGCCCAACCAUAUCCUCCCUGGAGCUAGUUCCUAUAUGUUCUUUAAAUAGGCAUACUCCUUUUCUGCAAAUUAGACGUCGCAGCAAUGCAUGCGCUUUGUGUGAGCCAAGGCAUUGUGUGUUCUGAUCCAAUCUGAAGGUCGUUGGGUGUUCUGGGCUCAGUAGAUCUAAGAAAAGAUUAGUUAGCCAUUAACUUACUAUUUAUCUAGGUGCAGCUUCUCUGGAGACUUUCCACUGCUGGCCCAGGGAGAGGAUGUAACCUUGCAGAGGGCAGAGGCUCAAGCAGCCUUCAGGAUGGCUCCCAGUGCAGAGGCCCAGGUUACUACAGGUCCUGGAAGCCUGGCUGAGGCAGGAAGGGAAAGAGGAAAGGACAAAUACAAACAUGCUUGAACUUGGAAGUAAACAUGGAAGAGCAGAGUCAAGUGGUCUGGGCAUGCUCAGUGGGAGGCACACCUAAGCCCAGCAACCCAGAACCUCAGCUCAUUUGGUUACCUGUGCAACAGAGGGGAGCAUUGUCUGGUCUUGAGAGGAGGUCUCUGUAGGGGAGGGAGAGGGAAGCUGUGCUUGCUAGGUUUUGCACACACUGUCAACACUUGAACUCUGACCCAGGGAAGGCUCCGAGCCCCACCCUGGGAUAGGUGGCGAGGAAGGCCUGCCAUUCGCAAGGAUGGGAAGCAUUGGCUCUACCAUGUCAAAUGGUACACAGUCUCUCAGCACUUCCUCCUCCUCACACAGUCACCUUAAAGCUCCCUCAGCUCCCACACAGUGUACUGUUCCUGAGGUAGACGCCUUUGAGUCCUGUGCAUGCAAAGCUGAAAGGCAAUUUAUAAGAUGAAUAAAGCUGAGAGACAAGGAAGACGCGUGGAUUGAAAAAUAAGCUGGGAUUCCUCUGCAUAAGGAAGGCCAGUGUGGCCCUCAGGGAGAGCGUAGAGGGAAGAGAAGCCUGGAGAAUGUGGUGUUACAGUGUGGGCCGUUCCCAAGGCAAGCCUCCCCUUUGUUGGUGUAAAGUAACUGGUUAAAGGAAGCAAGAACACAGUUUACUUUGAGCCAAGUGUGAAUGGCUAUGACCGGGGAACAUGGAGUCAAGUUAUCCCGAACGACAUAUUCUAUUCUGCCUUCGCUGUGGAAAAGGCUAAGUGCACUUUUUUGAUCACAGAACAAAGGAAAGUCAAACAUCAAUGCAUUUUCAAAUUAUGUUGUUGGCAGGUAGCCACAGCAAAGCUGGAGGGUCCCUUCUGUAGGUUUCAGGAGUUAGGGUGUCUUCGGCCUCCACAGUGAUAUCCUUGGAGCGGUUUGCCUAGUAAUCAUGAGAGCCUUAGGUCUGACCCAGAAGUCAAGGUAAUCAGCCCAGGAUAAUUCCUCUGUGACCCACGUUCCUUCUCUCCACACUCAGGACUCCAGUCAGUGAAAGGUCAGUCUGCAGGCCCUCCCUUCACUAAGUCAGCUGCUUCAGGAGACCUCAGUUCACACUGAGAAGGGGGUGGUGAGAGGAACUGCAAACUAGAGGAAGGUGUGUGUGCAGAAGGCCAGGGAGAGGUCUCUUAAAGGAAGAGGAGGUAGGGAUUGUGUCCUCUGCAGCAGGAUAUGAGGGAGUCAGAACCUGAAGAACCUGAAGGGUGCACGUCCCUUGGCCAGUUGGCCAGCUUGACCAAGCAGAAUAGACACAUGGAGUCUUUCUCUUGAGAUUUGACAUACUGAGAGUAAAGAGACAGUCUUGGUCCGAGGAUAGCGGGGCAGAGGGUGGUCUGAUUGUCUUUUCUUUUUAAAUUUGUAGUGAUGGAGGCAAUUGAGUGAGUGGAAAGAUUUGAUUUAUGUCCCCAGAGUUGGUACAGAGUUAGCGAUGGAGAGGUUAGACCUGGAUAGAGGGUCUCUGCGCUCAGGCUCCUCCUUUCUUCCUUUGCUCUUUUGAUGUUGGGGUCAAGAUCAAGUCUGUGUUGGCUCCCAGAGCACUAAAUCAGAUUGACGGUGUCUUCCUAGGGAGUGUUAGGGCUCUGCCUCUGCGUUCUCAUGCAUGACUAUUUAAAGUACUCUACCCUUCCGUAGGGCUUGUGGCAGGCCCCUUUCUUGAGCAGGUCCUACACACUAACCUGUGCUAGCUGGCCAGUGCAGUGGCACACAGCUAGUUCUAGAGGAGGAAGAGGAUACAGAGAGCCAUUCAUUUUCACAGUUGUGCUGUUUAUUGAUUUGUAUGAUCUUUAAAAAACAGUGGUAACUGUAGUAUAAAAUCUGUCAUCUUAACACCUUUUAAGCACGCAGUUCAGGCCAUUUAGUAUGCUGUUGUUUGAAUCAUAUUGAGCUGGAUAUUGGCCAACAGGUACCCAUUUGAGUCCUGCUUUUAGUUCUUUUGGACAUAAACUUGCAAAUGAAACCGUGUUAUUUCUCUGUCUGUCUACGUUGUUACAGAUCAACCCGCCCGCACUUGGCUUUCGCUUUUAAAAGAAGAGUGUCUGAAUCUUACCAAUUCUCAGCCCUCGUCAUUUUAAACUGACGUGGAUGGAAAUAUAGUUUGUGAUGAUGAAUGUUGAACUUCCACCACGGAACAGCGGCCGUGCAUUAGGUUCUGAUUCUCAGAAUCUCCGUCUCCUCUGACUCUGCCACACGCUUCCCUAAUCCCUGACCUGUGAUUUCUUUCUUGGACAUUGAAUUGUGCUGCAGUACCAAGCUGGACUUCGUAAUCAUGUGGCUCUUGGCUCGGGUCAUGUACGACUUUGCUGCUGAGCCUGGAAACAAUGAGCUGACCGUUACUGAAGGAGAAAUCAUCACAGUUACAAACCCGAAUGUUGGUGGAGGAUGGCUGGAAGGAAAGAACAACAAAGGAGAGCAGGGGCUUGUUCCUACUGACUACGUGGAAAUUUUACCAAACGAUGGAAAAGAUCCGUUUUCUUGUGGGAAUUCAGUAGCCGACCAAGCUUUCCUCGAUUCCCUGACAGCUAGCACAGCUCAAACCAACUCAUCUUCUGCCAACAGCAAUAACCAGGUUGGUGGUGGCAAUGACCCCUGGACAGCCUGGAAUGCUCCCAAACCUGGGAACUGGGACAGCUCCGAUGCCUGGGGCUCCAGGACAGACGGAACUAGCGCUCAGAGGAACAGCAGCGCCAACAACUGGGACACGGGCUUUGGCCACCCACAGGCCUACCAAGGACCAGCAACUGGUGAUGAUGACGAAUGGGAUGAAGACUGGGACGACCCCAAGUCCUCCUCACCUUACUUCAAGGAUUCAGAACCAGCUGAAGCAGGGGGCAUCCAGCGGGGAAACAGUCGUGCGGGUGCCUCCUCCAUGAAGCUGCCCCUUAACAAAUUUCCUGGAUUUGCAAAACCUGGCAUGGAGCAGUACUUGUUGGCCAAGCAGCUAGCAAAACCCAAAGAGAAAAUCGCCAUCAUCGUUGGAGAUUAUGGCCCUAUGUGGGUUUAUCCUACCUCUACGUUUGACUGUGUGGUAGCUGAUCCCCGGAAAGGUUCCAAAAUGUACGGUCUGAAGAGCUACAUUGAGUAUCAGCUAACACCCACUAACACUAACCGAUCUGUAAACCACAGAUAUAAGCACUUUGAUUGGUUAUAUGAGCGUCUCCUGGUUAAGUUUGGGUCUGCCAUUCCGAUCCCUUCUCUUCCAGACAAGCAGGUCACAGGUCGCUUUGAAGAGGAAUUUAUCAAAAUGCGGAUGGAGCGGCUCCAGGCCUGGAUGACCAGGAUGUGCCGGCACCCGGUGGUGUCAGAAAGUGAAGUUUUCCAGCAGUUCCUGAAUUUCCGAGAUGAGAAGGAAUGGAAGACUGGAAAGAGGAAGGCUGAGAAAGACGAACUGGUGGGAGUGAUGAUAUUUUCCACCAUGGAACCAGAGGCUCCUGACUUGGAUUUGAUAGAAAUAGAACAGAAGUGUGACGCUGUGGGGAAGUUCACCAAGGCCAUGGAUGACGGCGUGAAGGAGCUGCUGACGGUGGGGCAGGAGCACUGGAAGCGCUGCACAGGGCCCUUACCCAAGGAGUAUCAGAAGAUAGGGAAGGCUCUGCAGAGCUUAGCGGCAGUGUUCAGCUCCAGCGGUUAUCAAGGAGAGACCGACCUUAACGAUGCAAUCACAGAAGCUGGGAAGACGUAUGAGGAGAUCGCCAGCCUUGUGGCAGAGCAGCCAAAGAAGGACCUCCACUUCCUGAUGGAGUGCAACCAUGAGUACAAAGGCUUUCUCGGCUGCUUCCCGGACAUCAUUGGUGCCCACAAGGGAGCAAUAGAAAAAGUGAAAGAAAGUGAUAAGCUGGUUGCAACUAGUAAAAUUACUCCCCAAGACAAGCAGACCAUGGUGAAGAGAGUUGGCACCAUGUCUUACGCUCUGCAAGCUGAGAUGAAUCACUUUCACAGUAACCGGAUCUAUGAUUACAACAGUGUCAUCCGCCUCUACCUGGAGCAGCAAGUGCAGUUCUAUGAAACAAUCGCAGAAAAGCUGAGGCAGGCCCUCAGCCGCUUCCCGGUUAUGUAAACCAGAAUGGAACACAAGAGAACUCCGAAGUGCUUCAUUUACCUGGGGCAAUGCGAUUCAAUUCCCUCCCCUCCCCGCCCCCCAUCAUAAGAGAGAGAAAAGGAAGAAAACCAAAAAGAAAGAAGUUGACAAACCCUGUUUUGGUCGUUAGCCACCUACGUGCGCUGUUGCCCAGGAUGGCCUUUCUUGUUCAUUUCAGCCUAUUAGUUACCCAGUGAAAAUGUCUAUUUUUGGAAAAUACUUAAAUUUAUCAAGAUUUUGAAUGAAGAAAUAGGGGUUCUUCCUCCUGGUAUUUUACAUAGAAUCGUAAUUUAUAUAUUACCUGUGAUCUUCCAGUUCUUACCCAAUGUCAGAUAAUUAAUACUAAUUGCUUUCUUAAAAAUAUGAAAAACGGCAGAAUAAAAAGUAUAUCUUUGUAUAUUUUUA
Mus musculus (house mouse) is the source of this 7157-nucleotide messenger RNA. It is a transcript of the gene Snx9, whose product is annotated as sorting nexin 9. Gene Ontology annotation, molecular function: identical protein binding; phosphatidylinositol binding; 1-phosphatidylinositol binding. Lineage: Eukaryota; Metazoa; Chordata; Mammalia; Rodentia; Muridae. The coding region runs from base 4944 to 6731 and encodes 595 amino acids. Gene Ontology annotation, cellular component: trans-Golgi network; ruffle; cytosol. The record is from RefSeq and is a predicted model, not a curated record. Gene Ontology annotation, biological process: positive regulation of membrane protein ectodomain proteolysis; regulation of synaptic vesicle endocytosis; lipid tube assembly. The transcript is spliced from 18 exons.